Molecule: messenger RNA, 1665 nt
Organism: Hirsutella rhossiliensis
Lineage: Eukaryota; Fungi; Ascomycota; Sordariomycetes; Hypocreales; Ophiocordycipitaceae
Product: prefoldin subunit domain-containing protein
Exons: 2
Coding region: 1-1665 (554 amino acids)
Biological process (GO): negative regulation of phosphatase activity; negative regulation of transcription by RNA polymerase II
Molecular function (GO): chromatin binding; phosphatase inhibitor activity; transcription corepressor activity
Source: RefSeq, a predicted model, not a curated record
AUGGCCGGUGUCAAAGACAGCUUUCUCGACCUGGAGAGGCAUCGGCUUCAGCUGGAAGACAACAUCAAGCAACUACGCAAGGCCCUCCAGCACUGGCAAACGUGGGACGCCGAGUACGAAGCCCUCAAGGAAGAGGUUGACGCCGCCCCGGAAAGCCCCGACAGCGAGGCGCCAGAGUUGCAUCGGAUUCACAGCGAGUACGAGGGCGAGCUCCUCCGUGGCAAGGAGCUAGACGACGUGUUCGGACCCCGAGGCUCGCGCUCCAGGGAGCACAUUGUCAACCUUUUGCAACGGCGGAUAGACUAUGUUACCAAAAACGUCGAGAGCUUGCAGAAGCAACUCGAGGCGGUGGAAAACAGGUAUGCCGCCGCCACCGUCAUCAGUCAGCCCGACGCCACGGACGAAGACAGCGAGCCCUUUACCGAAAUCAUCGAGAACUUGGACCAAGACGACAAUGUUGUCUCGUACCGCUUGAACCGGCCAGGUGAUUCGGUGCCCCAUGUCCGGGAGGCGCUGGCCAAGGCAGGUGUUGAGGAACUUCCGGAUGCGGAUACAAGCAACGCGACCACACCCGCUCCCCCACCUAAUAUGUCGCGAAAAGCCAAGCGCAUCGAACGCAUCAUGAAGACGGCAAGGGAACAGGAAAGCAUCAGCCAACAGGAACCGGUGAUACCGGAAGAUGAGGAACCGGAAGACGCCGCGCUGCGGCAGCAAAUGCUCAAGUACAGCAUGGGCGAAGUUGGCUCAGUGGUUGCUGAGCUCCAACUUGAAGGGGGCGAUACUGACGAUGGCGAAGACUUCGAUUACGGCCAUGACGAUAUUGACGACGAAAGCGACCAAGACGACAAUGAUGAUGAUGGGGAGGAUCGGUUCGGGCGGUCAACGAGCCGCUUGGUCACUGAUGAGUAUCGGCAACGCAUGCUUGAACUGGAGAAAAGGCUCGGCAUAACGUCGCGCUUCACCCAGGAUGCUGACAAUGAGGAUGCGGACUCCGACGCCGAAGACGAAGGCAUUGGCCGCAUAGUCGUCAAGCAUGGCCGAGAAACGCCAUCUUCCGCGUCAAAGCCCCAGCCCACGAAGUCGAGCAUCAAGGAUGGGCAGGGUGAUGUCGAUGCGAAAAAGGGCGUGCGGUUUGCUCAGGCGCUGGACGUUGCCCCAGACAAUGAGCCUACCGUGCCUCCCAUGAGCGAGAGAGAAGAGCCCCCCGUUGAACCGCUCGGCGAUAUUGUUGAGCGGUCAGGCCCUGCCAGUGCUUCUGGACCCGCCACUGAGCCCAGGGCGCCUCGGAGAACAUCGCGAUUCGCGAAAGCCAGACAUGAGACUGCUUCAAGUGGAGACAUCCCCAAGGGCCCCUUUGAUGUCCCUCGCCGGUUCGCUGACCAGGGAGAACCGGAGCCACCGGCAUCGGGCCCCGAGGGGACAACCUUGGCGGAUCGACUCGUCGAGAGGGAACCCAGGCCCAAUCCUCCACCGCCCGGUGAGCUUGACGAUUCUCUGGAUCACGACGCUGUGGCCGGUGAAUACCAGGCACUGCGCAAAAAGUUCAUCCAACGUCAAGGUGGGUUCUUGCAGGAAGACGAGUCGCCCAUCCAGGUGUUGGACGAGGCCGAGAAUGCGUCUGAACCCGUCAGUCGAUUCAAGGCCGCCCGGCUGUCCCGCCAGUAG